AUGCAGUGCGAUCAGGAGCAGCCCUGCAGUAACUGCCUCCGUCGAUUCCCCGUACCGAUAUGCGAAUAUCGGGCAGGAAACCGGAUACCAGGCACAUCGACAUUCUUGGCACCAGCACGAGCAAGAGGCCGGGUUCCCAUCCAUCUCCCUCUCCCAGGAGCAGACUCUCCCCUUGUACAAGUAUCUCAGUCUCCAAGGACGGCCGGGCACUCGCCCAUCAGCGUCGCCGGCUGGGUUGCAUCUGAGAACACGACAUCAAACUCGAGUCCCAAGACAGAUUGUUUGACAGAUCCGGCUGCCAGCGACGCGCCGUGGCCUCAGUCGGAUUCCCUCGACGAAAGCAAGAGAGCAGCGGCGGCAGUAACGGCACCAGCACCAUGGCUUCCGCUAGCCGACCCGCAACGCAGCAUACUGGAUUCGGAUGUAUCCCAGGCGUCGCAGCAGAUGCUCGCAUACCGUCUCGCGGUGCCAGGCCUUGUCCUUAACCUCGCUGACAAAGACGGCGUCGGCGAACUCGAUGGUGAUGGCGACGACAACGAACAAAACAAUCACGACAACAAAAUAUUCGUCGCCGGUGAAUCGAUACCCCGAGGCUGGCAUCAUGCAGAAAAGCCCCGAGUUCAACGUCCAGAAAGGCCCAUCAGCGCGGUGGACGCUGAGAUUGUGCAUCUCCCAGUAGCCCAGACGGUAUUGAACAAGAAACUUCUUCGAAUAUACGUCACAGUCCUCUCCCGCUUCAAGGCUUCCGUCAAUGGUGACCCGGACCCCAACAAUCCCUUCAUGCGCCAUUAUUCGCCCUUCUGCCUCCAAGACCCUCUCGUCGUCCAAAUCAUCUUUUACACCUCGGGUUGCUUCCUUCACGAGACGGGUCACGUCCGGACCACGGUCCUCCGGACUCUCAAAGGUCGUGCCAUCCACAUGCUCAACGAGAGCCUAAUGUCUCAUGGUGCCGACGGUAGGCGACAUUCAAACGGUCAAGACACCGCCGAGACCGCUCUCACCACGAUGACUACCGGCAGCAGCGGGAGAUCUGAACACCCCAGCGACGCCGCCAUCGCAGGCGUCAUCCAGCUCACCGUUACCGAGUGGUACUGGGGCGAGACGGAGGACGACCUACGGUACCAUCUCAAGGGCUUGCGAGGCAUGAUUCGGUUACGUGGCGGCUUCAACCAGCUCGGUAUGAACGGCCUAUUGGCGAAGAACGCAAUCGUUCACGAUGUCUCCAUAUCUCUGGCUCACGAAAAUGUUCCACUGCUACUGACUCCGCCGCCCUCAGACGCACUGGCAACGACGGCGGACCCAUGGGGUCCUACGGGAUAUACUUUCGAUGACCCUAUAAAACACGUGCCCCUUCGGAUGGCACACAUGUCGCCUUUCGUCAGCCACCUGCCCUCGUCCGUUGGCGUGCUCCCGUCCUUCGCCAACUGCGCUGCGAGCCUUGGCAUGCACUCGGCGACGGCCUCGAUCCUCGACAAUGUGAGGUACCUUGUUGGCGCCGUGGAGGCGAUUUACACUGCGGCGAACGAAACGAAUACAACUAAUACGAUCAUGACGGAAACGACGACGAAGGCGAUGCAGGCUUCCAGAAAGGCCCAACUCACGGGGAGGUACAUGCACGAGCACAUUUCUGGCCUCCACUCGACGAUCCCAGGGUUUAGACAAUUUUUGUCGCCGGAAGAGAUACCUAUCAGGGCGAGACCACCGCCGAAUAGUAGCAUCCACACCACUGUCGAAGAGGCAUCCGAGGAAAGUGGGAACAUCUUCAGCACAAGCACAGUGGGACGCGGCUCUGUUGGCGCGGGCCGGUCGCCAUCGGGACCAUCGUCGGAUUCCGAAUGGCUACAGAGGCGAGAUGUUGGCGAUUCUCCGGCGAGCCCUAGAUCGACGCAAUACGGCCAUCACCGACAGCAUCCGCAACAGAGCCCGGACUUCAUGUACCAGGUCGUCCGCAUGACGGCCAUCGUCUACACGCGGGCCAUCGCGACCGGUACACCCUUGAGCGGCGCAUGCACGGAAUCGGAAUUCCUGCAGAUCUGGACGACGACGUGGCGGGUGCCCCUUUCGACGUGGAACAGCGCUGUGGGCGUCUUCCAUUGGAUCAUGAUGGCCAUCGCGCCGGCGUGCCACCGUACGCCGCACGCGCGCUUCGUCAAGAAUAUGACGACCAUCAGUACGCUGACACUCGGCGUAGAGAACUGGGCCAUGGCCAUGAGUGCUGCUAGGGCCGCCCUGAGAUUGCAGCACUGGCUCGGAGGCCAGCAAGACACCAAAGGAGCGGGCAAGAGGGAUGGGGCUGGGGCGGAGGUAGCCGCUUCUGCAUCGACAACUGCAAGAGGAGCAGCAGGAUCAGCGGCGGGCGGGCAAUGCUCCCGCCUCGAAGAGCGGUGA
Colletotrichum graminicola M1.001 is the source of this 2388-nucleotide messenger RNA. RefSeq lists its product as uncharacterized. Bases 1 to 2388 code for a protein of 795 amino acids. NCBI's taxonomy places the organism in Eukaryota, Fungi, Ascomycota, Sordariomycetes, Glomerellales, Glomerellaceae. The record is from RefSeq and is a predicted model, not a curated record. The transcript is spliced from 4 exons.